Molecule: messenger RNA, 2958 nt
Organism: Dipodomys ordii (Ord's kangaroo rat)
Lineage: Eukaryota; Metazoa; Chordata; Mammalia; Rodentia; Heteromyidae
Gene: Elapor1
Product: KIAA1324 ortholog
Exons: 20
Coding region: 1-2736 (911 amino acids)
Biological process (GO): positive regulation of vacuole organization; autophagosome assembly
Cellular component (GO): lysosome; late endosome; extracellular exosome
Source: RefSeq, a predicted model, not a curated record
AUGAAGGAUCAGUCCUGCAAGCCGUGUGCUGAAGGCCGCUACUCCCUGGGCACCGGCAUCCGGUUUGAUGAAUGGGAUGAGCUGCCACAUGGCUUUGCCAGCCUCUCAGCCAACAUGGAGAUGGAUGACAGCGCCACUGAGUCUGCGGAGAAUUGCACGUUGUCCAAGUGGGUUCCCAGGGGAGACUACAUCGCCUCCAACACAGACGAAUGCACAGCCACGCUGAUGUACGCCGUCAACCUGAAGCAAUCUGGCACGGUUAACUUUGAGUACUACUACCCAGACUCCAGCAUCAUUUUCGAGUUUUUUGUCCAGAAUGACCAGUGCCAGCCCAAUGCAGACGACUCCAGGUGGAUGAAAACCACAGAGAAAGGAUGGGAAUUCCACAGCGUUGAACUAAACCGAGGCAAUAAUGUCCUCUUUUGGAGAACCACAGCUUUCUCAGUGUGGUCCAAAGUUUCGAAGCCUGUGCUUGUGAGAAACAUUGCGAUAACAGGUGUGGCCUACACUUCAGAAUGCUUUCCAUGCAAACCUGGCACAUUUGCAGCCAAGCAGGGCUCCUCUUUCUGCAAGCUUUGCCCUGCCAACUCUUACUCAAAUAAAGGAGAAACUUCUUGCCAUCCAUGUGACCCUGACAAAUACUCAGAAAAAGGAUCCUCUUCCUGCAAAGUCCGUCCAGCCUGCACAGACAAGGAUUAUUUCUAUACACACACAGCCUGCGAUGCCAACGGAGAGACACAGCUCAUGUACAAAUGGGCCAAGCCGAAGAUCUGUGGCGAGGAUCUGGAGGGGGCGGUGAAGCUGCCUGCCUCAGGGGUGAAGACCCACUGCCCACCCUGCAAUCCAGGCUUCUUCAAAACCAACAACAGCACCUGCGAACCCUGCCCUUACGGCUGGUACUCCAAUGGCUCUGAUUGUACCCACUGCCCAGCUGGGACUGAACCUGCCGUGGGAUUUGAAUACAAAUGGUGGAACACACUGCCCACGAACAUGGAAACAACGGUGCUCAGUGGAAUCAACUUUGAGUACAAGGGCCUGACAGGCUGGGAGGUGGCUGGUGAUCACAUUUAUACAGCUGUUGGAGCUUCGGACAAUGACUUUAUGAUUCUGACUCUGGUUGUGCCAGGAUUCAGACCUCCACAGUCAGUGAUGGCAGACACAGAGAAUAAAGAGGUGGCCAGGAUCACAUUUGUCUUCGAGACCAUCUGUUCUGUGAACUGUGAGCUCUACUUCAUGGUGGGUGUGAACUCUAGGACUAACACUCCUGUGGAGACCUGGAAAGGUUCCAAAGGCAAACAGUCCUACACCUACACCAUUGAGGAGAACGCCACCAUGAGCUUCACCUGGGCCUUCCAGAGGACCACGCUUCAUGAGACAGGUAGAAAGUACACCAAUGAUGUUGCCAAGAUCUACUCCAUCAAUGUCACCAAUGUCAUGGGUGGGGUGGCUUCCUACUGCCGCCCCUGCGCCCUUGAAGCCUCGGACCUGGGCUCUUCCUGCACUGCUUGUCCUGCUGGCUACUACAUCGAUAGAGACUCUGGAACCUGCCACUCCUGCCCGCCUAAUACAAUCCUGAAAGCCCACCAGCCUUAUGGUGUCCAAGCCUGUGUGCCUUGUGGUCCAGGCACCAAGAGCAAUAAGAUCCACUCUCUUUGCUACAAUGACUGCACCUUCUCACGUACCACCCCGUCCAGGAUUUUCAACUACAACUUUUCGGCCUUGGCAAGCACUGCCUUUCUGGCUGGAGGGCCAAGUUUCACUUCAAAAGGGCUUAAAUACUUCCAUCAUUUUACCCUGAGUCUCUGUGGACACCAGGGGAAGAAAAUGUCUGUGUGCACUGACAAUGUCACUGACCUCCGGGUCCCUGAGGGCGAGUCAGGUUUUUCUAAGUCUAUCACGGCCUACAUCUGCCAGGCAGUCAUCAUCCCCCCAGAGGUGACAGGUUACAAAGCGGGGGUGUCCUCACAGCCCGUCAGCCUUGCUGAUCGACUUGUUGGUGUGUCAACAGACUUGACUGUGGACGGAAUCACCUCCCCAGCUGAACUUUUCCACCCAGAGACCUCAGGAAUACCAGAUGUGAUCUUCUUUUUCAGGUCCAAUGAUGUGACCCAGUCCUGCAGUUCUGGAAGAUCAUCCACCAUCCGAGUCAGAUGCAAUCCACUGAAAACUGUCCCUGGAACUCUGUCACUACCAAGCACGUGCUCAGAUGGGACCUGUGAUGGCUGUAACUUCCACUUCCUAUGGGAGAGUGUGGCUGCUUGUCCGCUCUGCUCAACCGCCGACUACCAUACCUUCCUUAGCAGCUGUGUGGCUGGGAUCCAGAAGACGACGUAUGUGUGGAGAGAACCAAAGAUAUGUGCUGGUGGUAUCUCCUUGCCAGAGCAGAGGGUCACCAUCUGUAAAACAAUAGAUUUCUGGCUGAAAGUGGGCAUCUCCGCAGGCACCUGUACUGCCAUCCUGCUCACCGUGUUGACCUGCUACUUUUGGAAAAAGAAUCAAAAACUAGAAUACAAGUACUCCAAACUGGUGAUGAACACGACCCUCAAGGACUGUGACCUGCCAGCAGCUGACAGCUGCGCCAUCAUGGAGGGCGAGGAUGCAGAAGACGACCUCAUCUUUACCAGCAAGAAGUCACUCUUUGGGAAGAUCAAAUCAUUCACCUCCAAGAGGACUCCUGAUGGAUUUGAUUCAGUGCCACUGAAGACAUCUUCAGGAGGCCCAGACAUGGACCUGUGAGAGGCGCUCCAGCCGCCUCGCCUUGGCACAUUCCCUGGCAAGCCUGUGACGACUUGGGUGCCAGCAUCUCACAAUACCCGCUGCUGGAAAUCUCUUCAUUGUGGCCUUAUCAGAAGAUGUUUGAAGUUCAGAUCUUGUUUUUUUAUAUACAUAUAUAGAGAGAGUCCCCAAACCUUUUCUGCUUGCCUCAAAUCUGCCAAAUAUACCCACACUUUGUUUGUA